CCAACACCGAAGCCAAUUUUACAUAACCAACACCGAAGCCAAUCCCCAACCACCUGCGUCAGAUUGAGCUUCCUCUCAGUCUCAGACACCGCAGAUUCAACAUCAAAUCCAUCCACUCCACGCUCCCCUAGCUUCAAGCUAUCCCUGUUCAGAAACAGCUUCAAAUUCAGAAGUAGUUGUGGAAUCUGUUUGAACAGCGUGAAGACGGGGCUGGGAACGGCAAUUUACACUGCGGAAUGCGGUCAUGCUUUUCACUCCCCCUGCAUCGUCGGCCACGUCAGCAGCAACAACACGUGCCCCGUCUGCAACGCCACGUGGAAAGUCGUUCCUGCCCUUCCGCAACAAAACGACGUCGUAACCACCAAAAUAUUCGAAGCGAAGAAGCAAUCCGAUUCGGUAAGACCAUACGACGACGAUGAGCCUCUCCCUUCUCCCUUCUCCGGUUGCCAAAUCGCUCCGAUUCCGGAGGCCGACGAAAACAACGACGACGAAGACCAAAACGACGUUUUCCAGGGCUUUUUCGUAAAUCCAUCAAAGCCUCCAAUGAUAACGAAGGACGCUGAUUCAAGGAAUGUACGGGUGAAGCUGAUGCCAGAGUGUGCUGUCAUAACGUCGUCACAGAGCCACGAGACUUAUGCUUUGGUUCUAAGAGUCAAGGCUCCGCCACCGCCAUCGUGUAGUCAGAUCGGUGCCUCGCCACCGGUGGAUCUUGUCACGGUUGUCAACGUCGGCGCCGGCAUGAGCGGCACGAAGCUUCAUAUGCUGAAGCGUGCGAUGCGUUUGGUUAUCUCAUCGCUCGGCUCCGUCGACCGGCUCGCAAUCGUGGCUUAUUCGGAUUCAUCGAAACGGUUGAUGCCGCUGCGGAGAAUGACGGCGCAGGGACAGCGGGUGGCUCGGCGCAUCGUCGACCGCCUCAUCUCCGGCCGACAAAUAGCCGCCUCAGGCGGUGUAGAAGCUCUGAGGAAAGCAGCGAAGGUUCUAGAAGACCGAAGGGAAAGAAAUCCGUUGGCCUCCGUUGUUCUCUUCUCAGAAACAAGUAAUUGGAAGAAUCAACGAGAAAGCUUCGGCUUCAGCCACGUGUCUUCCCGGUUCACCUUUAUAGAAGUCCCGGUUCAAUCGUUUGGGUUCGGGAAAAGAACCUUGUUCGGCUUCCAACCGGAUGAGGAUCAUUGUGCGAAGCGCAUUGAGGAAUUAUUCAGCGUAACGGUGCAUGAUUUAACAGUUCAGCUCGGAGUUUCAUCGCAUCAUGCUGAGAUCAGAGAUGUUUAUUCCUGUAAUAAUGGACGGCCCACAUCGCUUGGCUCUGAAGCCUUUACGAUUGGCGAUUUGUACGCUGAAGAAGAGAGGGAACUGUUGGUGGAGUUGAGAGUGGCCACGUCAGCAUUGGGAAGCCAUCACGUGAUGAACGUGAAGUGUGUCUAUAAAGAUUCGGUGAAACAGGACACUGUGUGCGGUAGGGAGCAAGCGCUUCCAGUGGCGCUACGGCUUGGUGGCAGAGCCGAGAGGCUUAGGAAUGUGUUUGUGACGAGCCGAGCCAUUUCCAAGUCAAGGAAACUGUUGGAUCAGAAUGAGUUUUCCAAUGCUUAUUGUGUGGUGGUUUCGGCUCGAGAGCUUUUAGCUCAGUGUGGCUCGGCUUCAGUGGACGAGGCUGAGCUGGCAGAGAUUCAGUGGCAGAAAGCACAGUAUGAGAGGCAAGGGAGGGCGGUGGAUGAGAGUGGCGAGGAGGCAUUGACACCGACUUCAGCUUGGAGAGCAGCUGAGAAGCUGGCUAAGAUGGCAACAAUGAAGAAGUCAUUGAAUAGAGUCACUGACUUGCACGGCUUCGAAAAUGCUAGGUUCUAG
Molecule: messenger RNA, 1842 nt
Organism: Arachis duranensis
Lineage: Eukaryota; Viridiplantae; Streptophyta; Magnoliopsida; Fabales; Fabaceae
Product: E3 ubiquitin-protein ligase WAV3
Exons: 3
Source: RefSeq, a predicted model, not a curated record